AUGGUUUCGUUCGACAAAAACGAAUUCCGCUCGGCGCUGUCCGAGUUCGCCACCGGUGUGACCGUAAUCACCACGCUGGACGACGAAGGCAACCCCCACACCAUGACCGCUAACUCCUUCACCUCUGUUUGUCUGGACCCGCCUAUAGUCUUGGUCUGCAUUGCCCACGGAACGCAUACUUUCGGCUACCUUGAGGAGCGGCAGAGGUUCGGCGUCAACUUCCUCUGCGAGGCCCAGGAGGAAGUCGGGGCAUAUUUCGCCAAGAAACCGCAGGACCGCACCGGUGGGGUGGAUUACAGCUUUUCAGAAUCGGAGAAUGGCGUACCAGUUCUGGAUGGCUCAGCAAUUUUUAUGGACUGCGACGUUAUUGGUUCUCACGUGUACGGCGACCACACGGUCUACAUGGGAGAGGUCAAGGAAAUCCGCCGCAACGAGUACGACAACCCGCUGAUGUUCUACCGCAGCCGGUGGUAUCACCCACACCGCAGCUAA
Messenger RNA from Geodia barretti, 492 nucleotides. Lineage: Eukaryota; Metazoa; Porifera; Demospongiae; Tetractinellida; Geodiidae. The record is from the annotation of a GenBank genome assembly.